Botrytis byssoidea is the source of this 1035-nucleotide messenger RNA. RefSeq lists its product as uncharacterized. The transcript has 3 exons. Lineage: Eukaryota; Fungi; Ascomycota; Leotiomycetes; Helotiales; Sclerotiniaceae. The coding region runs from base 1 to 1035 and encodes 344 amino acids. Gene Ontology annotation, molecular function: dioxygenase activity. The record is from RefSeq and is a predicted model, not a curated record.
AUGACGUCUAAUUCCACCUCCGCAAUCCCAAUUGUUGACUUUGCUCCCUUCCUACAUCCCACCUCUCCAACAUCCCGUCUCGAAACUGCGAAAGCCCUCGUCAACGCUUGUCGUCAUUUCGGUUUUGUGUACAUCAUAAACCAUGACGUCCCCUCAUCAUUACUCGAAGAAGCUUUUGCAGUGACGAAACAGCUUUUCGACCUUCCACACGAGGCAAAGAUGCAAGCGCCGCAUCCACCCGGCCCAAGUAUCCAUAGAGGAUACUCGUAUCCGGGUUUGGAGAAAGUAUAUCAGGUUAUUAGUGAUGAUACUGACUUGGGGGAGAAAAUGAGGGGAGUGAAGGAUUGUAAAGAAAGUUAUGAAAUCGGCUCCGAGGAAAAUCCCUCCCAACCAAACAUCUGGCUUCCCGAAUCCACACUCCCAAACUUUCACUCCUUCAUGCAAUCCUUCUACCACCGUCUGUCCACUACCUCACAAAUGAUCCUCCUGGCCCUUGGUACAGGACUAGAGCUUCAAACUCCCUCCUUACUUGCGGAUUUCCAUUCCGGACAUACCAACCAAUUACGACUCCUCCACUAUCCUCCCAUUCCCGCCUCUGAAAUCGAAAGCGGACUUGCGGUAAGACUACCAGCCCACACCGAUUUUGGUAGUAUCACCAUGGUAUUUCAAGACGAGUGCGGAGGAUUGGAAGUUGAGCAUCCGAAGAAACCUGGUGAAUUCAUCAGGGCGGAUCCGGCUCACAAUGCUAUUGUAAUGAACAUAGGUGAUCUACUCAUGAGAUGGACAAAUGAUGAUCUCAAAUCCUCACUCCACCGCGUACAACUCCCCCCCUCCGCCUCUCGCUACACAAUCACCAAGGAAGGAGUAAGAAUGACACAAGCGCGUUAUUCGAUCCCAUAUUUCUGCGGACCGGAUACAGAUAAAUCGAUAGAAGUUCUUGAGGAGUGUGUCAAGGAGGGAGAGAAGAAGAAGUACGAACCGAUUGUGGUAGGAGAAUAUUUCAAAAUGAGAAGCGCGUUAGCGUAUCAGACUUAG